Cryptococcus deneoformans JEC21 is the source of this 1862-nucleotide messenger RNA. RefSeq names its product protein-glutamine gamma-glutamyltransferase, putative. The record is from RefSeq and is a predicted model, not a curated record. Bases 134 to 1792 code for a protein of 552 amino acids. NCBI's taxonomy places the organism in Eukaryota, Fungi, Basidiomycota, Tremellomycetes, Tremellales, Cryptococcaceae. The transcript has 6 exons. Gene Ontology annotation, cellular component: plasma membrane. Gene Ontology annotation, molecular function: glutathione gamma-glutamate hydrolase. Gene Ontology annotation, biological process: glutathione catabolic process.
UCAUCUUAUCAAUCGCCAUCUCCCCCUCGCUGGUGCAUUUAUCAGCAACGACAACGGCUCUAAUUCACUAUCCCAAGGGAACACUGAUCCCCUGCGAAUCCUAUCCUAUAGACCAUAGACAAUAGAGCCCCUUAUGCCAUCAGGCGCAGUCACCUCGGAGCAAAUCCGUGCCUCUGACAUCGGCACGACCAUCCUCAAAGCCGGCGGCUCAGCAGCAGAUGCAAUUAUAGCUACCGUCCUCGCAGUCAACACCCUCUCACCUUAUCACUCUGACAUAGGUGGUGGCGGGUUUGCCAUCGUGAAAGAACCUGGCGAUUCUGGACAAGUGAAGUGUUUGGAUUUCAGGCAGUGUGCGCCAGAGGGAGCAACGCCAGAGUUAUUCAAGACGAGUAACACGUCGACAUCGGUGGGCGGGUUGGCAGUGGCUGUCCCUGGAGAGCUCAAGGGCCUGGAGGAACUCCACAAGGCGUAUGGGACCCUUCCAUGGUCUAGACUGUUUAAAGAGAGUAUUGAGUUGGCGGAAGGGGGAAUGGAAGUGAGAGGCGAUCUGUAUGAUUUUAUCACGCAAGAAGCCAAUCCUGCAGGGUCUAGCAACAUGAGAGGCACAUGGAUGAUGGAAGAUCCCACAUACACAUCUUUAAUCACAAAAGAUGGUCAAGCCAUCCCGAUCGGGAGUAUUUGGAAACGGCCAGAGUACGCAACGACUCUCCGAAAGAUUGCAGCAGAGGGAGCUGCCGCGUUCUACCAAGGCGAGAUUGCGGAAGGCCUGGUGAAAGCUGUGCGAGCCCGGGAUGGUGUGAUGACAGUAGACGAUCUGAAGAAUUACAAACUCAAAUGGCGAGAACCUCUUUCUACCAAGUUCAAGGAUUAUACUCUAUAUGCGCCACCAGCCCCCGCUUCGGGAGCCAUCUGGCUCUCAGUUAUGGGAAUGCUUUCCCAAUUUGAACCCGCAGGCUACGGCUCCGUUACUGAUUUGCAUCGGUUGACCGAGGCUCUUCGACUUGCAUAUGGCCAAAGAACCGCUCUGGGUGAUCCAGCCUAUAUUGACGGAGUGGAGGAGAAACAGCGAGACUGGUUGACAGAGAAAAGAAUCAAGGCUAGGGCAAGGAUGAUUGAUGAGAAUCACACCAAAGAACCCGACUACUACAAGCCGCCCAAAGUGGCCCUCGAUUUCGACAACGGCACGUCCAACAUUACUGCUACAGACUCGUCUGGUCUCACCAUCUCCAUUACCACUACCGUUGGCCUCGGAUGGGGAUCCAGGAUCAUGGUACCCGGCUACGGCUUUGUGCUCAACGGCUCCAUGGACGAUUUCUCGGUCGAAGGGAGGCCCAAUGGUUUUGGCUACGAGCCUCAAGUAACAAAUUACGUUGCCGGAGGCAAACGUCCACUUUCAUCCUCUUGUCCUUACAUCAUCACCAACUCUACCGGCAAGGUCAUCGCCUCCGGCGGAGCAGCAGGUGGCAGCACCAUCAUCUCUUCCAACGCCCAAGUAGCUCUUUUCGUCCUCGUAUACGGGUUUUCAGCCUCUCAGGCCCUUGCUGCUAAUCGUCUACACAACCAAAUCUUGCCCAACGUCACAAAAGUUGAGCGAGGGUCCAACGUAAGAGGUGUUCGAGUUGAAGGAUUUAGUGAAGAACAAGUUGAAGGAUUGAAACAAAAGGGCCAUGUAAUUGAGUGGGUAGAUAAAAGCUUCAGCACACCUUGUGUUAUGGUAUGGACAGAUGAUGGCUGGGAAGGAGAUGGGGAUCCGAGGAAACAUGAUUCAGGCGGAAGCGUAUAUCAUGAGUAGUCUGUCCAGAUCCAGCAAUUUAACGAGGAAUACUAAAUAAUUCCCCAAUGCAUCACAGACAAGCUCUACA